UCCACAGGUCACAAAUUUCGAGGGCGUUCAGCAAGUUGCCAGGAGUCUCUUCGCGGACUGCACGGAAUUACAGUCCCGUCGAUCCGUCGCUCACUCAGCGAAUUCUGCUGAAGAGCUACGAAAUGUCAAAAAAUGAAAUGUCCAAUAGUAUGUUUCAUUCGUCAAGAACAGCAAGAGACUUCAGCGGAAGCAGCAGCAGUAGUAACAGCAACAACGUAUGCCAGAGCACUCCUUCGAGGCUUUGCAAGACACGAUACAACACAACGGCCCCCAUGUAUGGGGUGUCCCUCACCUCAGGGCAGCCUGUCACUAUAGUCCAGAAAUUCCCAGACCUGCUACAGCAGGUUGUCUACGAAGUGUGCGAGUGAGUAG
Nilaparvata lugens (brown planthopper) is the source of this 372-nucleotide messenger RNA. RefSeq lists its product as uncharacterized. Bases 123 to 368 code for a protein of 81 amino acids. The record is from RefSeq and is a predicted model, not a curated record. Lineage: Eukaryota; Metazoa; Arthropoda; Insecta; Hemiptera; Delphacidae. The transcript is spliced from 2 exons.